AUGAAGCCAUUUAUAAAACAGGCGUUCGUGGUUGCGGGAGCGGCCCUCAAUAUCGUUGGUCAUGGAUGCGCGCACGGUUACCCGGCGGUGCUGUUCACCCAGCUGAGGAGCGAUGGAGGACCAGUGACCCUGACUGAUCAUGAUACUUCGUGGAUAGCUUCCGUGGUCGGACUCAUGGGAAUAGUCGGAAAUUUCAUAUCACCCGUUCUGAUGACAAGAUUUGGUCGACAGAAGGCGCACAUCAUCAGCACAAUACCAGCACUUCUGGGCUGGAUAGUUUUUGUAAUUGGGAACUCUGUGCCAGCCUUCCUUCUUGCCAGACUUCUACAUGGCCUAGCGUUGGGCUUACGGACUCCACUAGCUGCAAUAUUAGUGGCCGAGUAUACUGAACCAAAAUAUCGUGGAGCAUUUCUUGGCACCUUUGCGAUAUCCUUAGGUUUAGGAAUUUUAUUGUCUCACGUUUGGGGCGCACAUUUGACAUGGAAAAUGACGGCUACGGUUUGUUCCAUGUUUCCACUCAUAGCCAUGGCUAUUAUCAGCCUUUCACCAGAAUCUCCAAGCUGGUUAGUCUCGAAAAGCAAAUUCGAUGAAGCACGAAAGGCUUUUAGGUGGCUUAGAGGAAAUGCUGAUGACCAAAACGAAGAGCUCGAAGCAAUGAUUGAAGCCCAAAAGAGAGAAAUAGUGACAAAACACAAUACAAUUAAAGUCGUUAAAAGAUUUAAGUGGAAACGUGUUUUGCAACCAGCAAUCGAUACGUUGAAGAACGUGAUAAAGAUUUUUAAGAAGAAAGAAUUCUACAAGCCGUCCAUAAUAGCUAUAAGUAUGCUGCUAGUAUUCGAGUUCGGUGGAGCACACAUGGUACCAGCUUACGGAAAUUUGAUUCUUCAAGCUGUUCUGGACAAGAAAGAUCCAAAAGAUGUCACGUGGCAGUUUACAAUAAUAGACCUAUUAAGAACAAUAUGUGCACUGCUGGCUAUCUUUUUGCUCAAAUGGUUUAAGCGUAGGACAAUCCUUUUCACGAGCGGUAUCAUGACAGUGUUCUCCUUAAGUACUGUAUCAGUUUUUGUGUAUCUAAGGAAAGCUGAGGUUUUAACAAACAGUUGGUUAUUAGACGUUGUACCAAUGUGUUUGAUGAUCCUUUAUACUUUGACGUUCUGUUUAGGAUUGGUUCCUUUAAACUGGGUGAUAUGCGGUGAAGUGUUUCCAUUAGCUUAUAGAAGUAUGGGUUCGACUCUAUCUACGUCAUUUUUAACUCCCGCUUUCUUAGUUUCCAUGAAAACUGCCCCUCAUCUCUAUACGUCUAUUGGGGUUGAGGGUGCAUUUUUAGUAUAUUCAGCAAUUUUGACUAUAGGUUUAUUAAUAAUGUAUGUUCUGUUACCAGAGACAAAAGACCGAACUUUACAGGACAUCGAAGAAAGUUUUAAAGGUAAAAAUAAUGUUGACCUUGAAACACAGACGAAUCUUAUAGAAAGAGAAAAUAUUACUGUGAAGUGA
Parnassius mnemosyne (clouded apollo) is the source of this 1494-nucleotide messenger RNA. The record is from the annotation of a GenBank genome assembly. Lineage: Eukaryota; Metazoa; Arthropoda; Insecta; Lepidoptera; Papilionidae.